ACAAAUUUGUGAAUUUGCCUUCUCUAACCUUUAUUUUUCCUACAUACGGUGAUUUAUUUUAAUUCGUGUUGUGUGUGCAAUUAAAAUACAAUUUAUUCUAGAAGAAUCUUAAGAAAAAAAUAAAAAAUAAUUCCAUAAAUCCAAAAACACCAUGGACACGGCUACAACUGCAACAACUUCAGCUUCACCAGCAACUGAGGAAGUCGAAAGUCAAGAAUUAUUCCGCGAAAUCAAUCCAGAUGAUCCCAAUCCCGAAACAACGGAAAUCGAAUCAGCUUGCAUGCAAUGCUUCGAGACUGGCACCACCAAGCUGCUCCUGACCAAAAUUCCAUUCUACAAAGAAGUCGUCAUUAUGUCGUUCAAAUGUCCCCACUGCUUCUUUGAGAACAACGAAGUCCAAUCGGCCAUGGAAAUCCAGAAACAAGGUGUUCAUAUCACUCUCACGGUACGUGGAGUCGAAGAUCUGAACCGAAAAAUAGUUCGUUCAGAUUACACGUCAACACAUAUUCCCGGAAUCGAUCUGGAAAUUCCCGCAAAGACACAAAAAGGCGAGAUAACCACCGUGGAGGGAAUCUUCGAUCGCACAAUACGAGGGUUGAGUCAGGACCAAGCGAAGCGUCACAUAGAGAAUCCCGACAUUGCCAAGUCGAUAGACGAGUAUAUCGAGCGUUUGAAGGUGUUCAAGGAUACAUUCCCGUACAAAAUCAUUCUCGAGGACAUAUCCGGCAAUGCAUUCGUGGAGAAUCCCAUCGCUCCAGCCGAUGAUCCCUACUGCAAGUCAAAGCACUUCGACAGAACUAACGAACAAAACGAACUUUUGGGAAUGUACGAAGCACCCAAGGAGGACCAACAUCUGCUUCAACCAAUUGCUGAGGGCUCAUGGCCCAUCGAAGAACUGCACGGAGAAGUCUUCCAAUUCAACACGAUAUGCAACUCUUGCAAGGCUCCCUGCGAGACGAACAUGAAACUCACCAAUAUACCGCAUUUCAAGGAAGUCGUCAUAAUGGCCACGGUUUGCGACAACUGCGGCUGCAAGACGAACGAGGUCAAGUCCGGUGGUGGUAUUGAAGAACAAGGAAUCCGGAUAGAGCUGAAGAUCGACAACAACGAAGAUCUCUCUCGCGAUGUCCUCAAGUCCGAAACAUGUCAACUUGAAAUUCCCGAAAUCGAAUGCCAAGUUGGAGCAUCCGCCCUCGGCGGACGAUUCACAACCGUCGAGGGUAUUUUCGCCGCCAUGAAAACCCAAUUAGAGGGCAAUGGCAUUCUUUUCCACGAUUCGGCCGAUCCGGAAACAAAGAACCGCCUCGACGUAUUCAUUGAGAAGUUCGAUGAUAUUGUUUCGCUGAGAUUGCCUGCGACAUUGAUCCUAGACGAUCCGGCUGGCAAUAGCUAUGUCCAGAGUUUGGUAGAUGAGGGAACUGAUCCUAAGAUGACAGUGACUCGUUAUGAUAGAACCUUUGAUCAGAACGAAGAUUUGGGAUUGAACGAUAUUAAAACGGAGAAUUAUUGAAGAGCAUGGAAAAUGAAAGGCAGAUUUAACAUAAAUCACGAUGUAACUGGAAGCAUUUGGAGAAAUUUUAGACAUUUUUGUUUUCUCUCAACAACAAUUCCUAAAGGCACAGAUUUCAAUAUUUAUAUAAAAUUUUUGUAUUUUUAUUUAACAAGAAAGAAGUAAUAAAGAUUUUUAUUUUUUGAGGAA
Eupeodes corollae is the source of this 1699-nucleotide messenger RNA. RefSeq names its product zinc finger protein ZPR1 (gene Zpr1). The record is from RefSeq and is a predicted model, not a curated record. Lineage: Eukaryota; Metazoa; Arthropoda; Insecta; Diptera; Syrphidae. The transcript has a single exon. Gene Ontology annotation, cellular component: nucleus; cytoplasm. Gene Ontology annotation, molecular function: zinc ion binding. Bases 152 to 1510 code for a protein of 452 amino acids.